Messenger RNA from Penicillium olsonii, 2460 nucleotides. The record is from the annotation of a GenBank genome assembly. NCBI's taxonomy places the organism in Eukaryota, Fungi, Ascomycota, Eurotiomycetes, Eurotiales, Aspergillaceae.
AUGGAUUCCCUCCCGCAUAGCUCGGAAGGAUUCAGCAUUCCGACCCAUUCAAGCGCUUCCACCACUCUCCGCUGUUGCUGUGGUCGUAAUGAUUGUGCUUUAUUGGAGCACAAUAAUGUAGCCCUUGAAGGGUUGGAAAAGGACCUCGAAACCGCUGCAAGGCUUGGUCAGGUACACUGGACACUUUGGUGUGCCAGUCUACGUGGUUUCAUAUCCCUAUGGCUGCCUCCGUACUCCGGUCACCCAUUCUCUCACAUUGCGUUGGCGUCCGUCAUGUCCACCUUUCAUGAAUUUACUGCCAAGGCAGAAAAUAUUGGAACGUCAUCGCUGACCUUUUCUUUACAGGCUCUGCUUCACCGUCAUGAAAGUUAUAUGGCUGAGGCGGAAGAAGACCGUCACCGCUUGGUCACCAGCAUUGACGAUCUAGAGCGCGAGAAGAAACAGGUACAGGCGGAAAACGCGCGCAUAAUUGAAGAAAACCGCAGCCUACUAGAGCAGCUCGACGUGUUGAACAGAGCUGUCGCCGAAUCUGACGAUCAUGUGAAAUACCUCACCGUGACUCUAGAAAGCACCGAGUCCGAGGUGCGAAGGUUGACAGUCGCAGCAACUCGUGCAGAAGAUCUUGAAUCCCAACUCAUUCUGAUGGAGACUGAGCAAUCAAAACUUCAAGAUAACCUCACCUCGGCGCACGAAGACGAGAAAUCUGCCGUCCAGCGGUGGAAGCAAGCCGAGUGCAGCUUGCGAGACCUCCAUGACCAAGUCGAUCGCAUCGAGAAAGAAGCACGCGAAGAGAGUCAACGCCACACCGAGCUGGUGGAGCGCAUGGAGCGCAAGAGGGCCGUCGAGCGCGAGCUAGAUAACGCCGCAGGCCGUCUCAAAGGCGCCGCCGCCGCCUCCGAACUUAAUCGCAACGCCGUUGGGACUAACGUGGUCUCCCGCUUUGUGAAGGACAUACUACAGGACAAUGCCAACCUGCAAGUUGGGAUAAUGGAGUUGCGCGACUUGCUGGAAAACUCGAACGAAGAAGUACAGAACCUACGCGAACAAGUUAUGUCUCAUCAGCCGCUGGCCGGCAUUGAUGAAGAGAAUCCACAACCAACAACCUCAACAACUCUGUGCGAGGAAUUGAGAGCGAAGGAAGAACGUCGUGUAUCUCAAGAACUCCAUAUUCAUCACCAUUAUCAUUCGUCUCUUCAGCCCGCCAAGAAAGAAAAAGGCCCGCUCAACCGCCGGGUCAAGAAACGCCGCCCUGCUUUAGGCAGCCCAGUCGCAAUGCAUUCUGCAGUGCGCUCGCAAUCCCCUCGGAGAGGCAUGCAUCGCUCGCAAUCGUCCGGAUCAUCUAUGUCCACUAUCCUCUCCCACACAUCCGUUUCCAUCCCACCACAAUCAUCCCGCCGCUGGUCAUUGCAGUCAUAUGCGCCCGACUCACUAGCCAGCUCUCCACAAUCUGCUUUCCAAACCGCCUCGAUCUUUGACCGCGUUGAACGAGGUCUUGAAUUCUCUCAGCCCACCAGCCCUGAAAGCACAGUGCUUUCCUCGCCCAUCAUGGGGGCACGGAACUGGAAGAGUAUCGACAUGCCUUUUCGACCCAUGGGUGGGUUUGACAGCGAUGACCAAUCCCAUUCCUUGCCCACAUACGAAGAAGACAUCUACAAUCGAGAAUUCCCCAACACAUGCGACCAUUCGAGACAGCCCCCCAUUCCAGAGGAAUCCGAAUCCUCACCUUCCGUCGCAUACUUUGACAUUUCCACGCGGGAUCCACUCCCAGCAUCUGACGAUGGAAUCUUUGCAAUGCAUGUUCAGCCCUCGGCAAUGCGCAGAUCCUCUUCCCACGACAGCUUACUAUCCGUAUCCGUUGCCGGCAUGGACAUCCACACACCCAAUAACCGCCAAGCGCGGAUGGGCAAUUGGCAUCCCGGCAUGAAGAUCCCCCAGCGCAUCCUUCCUCCCAGCGUUGAAUUAGUCUCAACACCCCCUAUAAUAUCCGCCCCCGCCAUCCAAACUGACCGAGCGACAAGCUCGGCACAUACAUCCCAAUCAUUGCUAGCUUCUAUGGCUGCAAACACCAAGUCUGAUGCUGCAUCAAUUGUCUCCUCGGAUAGCACCAGCACAACCUCAACAGCCGCAACCGGGCCCCGCAAGGCCACGAACUUAGGACGCCGUGUCGGGGGCUGGGUUCUAGGCCGAUGGGGCACGACACCUGUAUCCGAUGAGACGCCUGAAUCUAGGGAGCCGGCAGACUCGCCCAAUACAUCCGUUGCAUCCUCUCCCUCUGUCGGCCCCUCUGCCGCCCCCUCUGCCCCUGUGCCCAAAAUGGACCCUUUGGCUCUCCGGUUCAGAUACCCUGGCGUGAACCAAAAGGGGCCUAUCAAGGGUUUACGCCCUCCUCCUCCAGCGCCGGUUUCCCUUCAUCCCGACGGUAUAGAUGAGAACUUGUUGCGAGAAAGUUUGGCCGAAUAA